AUGGAACUUUUAUUAUUCAAACAUGAGGAAUUUAAUAAAAUUUAUAAUUGUACUGGGAUAAAUGUUGAUGAUGUUCCAAUUGAAAAAAGAAGAUAUCCAAUAGCUGCAAUUGUUUGUAUAUUACUUGGAUUUAUAUAUUAUACUUUAUAUUUUCCUUGUCUUUACUCAUUUUGGAAAAACCGAAGCAAAAAUCCUUGUUAUAUACUUUUAAUUUACCUUUCUUUAAUUAAUAUUUUUACACUUUGGGGUCCAACUUUUGCACAAGGAAUUUUUAGUUUAAAUGGCAUUGUCUACUGCUCUUCGCCUAUUUUGACCUAUUUUGUUGGGUGUUUAUAUUUAUUUUUAUGGGCUGCUGAAUGUGCUGCUGAUUUGGUUUUGGGAAUAAAUCGCUGUAUUGAAAUGGCAUUUCCAAAUAUUGCAGAAAUCCUUUUUUAUGGCAAAAGAAUCUAUAUUUGGAUAUUUAUUUGUAAUUUAUAUGGAUUUUAUUGGUUGUAUUUUCGACAUCCAUAUAUAUUUAAUGGAAUAGCUUUUGCUGUUUUAUUUGAGCCGUUAAUUGGAUAUAUACCUUUUAGAGCAGAAAUUUUUAAACGGGAUUUAUUUGAAAAUUCUCUAAAUAAUGCAUUAUUGGCUGUUGUAACACCUAUUAUCUACGUUAUAUUUAUUAUUUGUUUUUUCUUCAAAACUCGUGAAGUAUCCGAUAGAGUUACAAAAGAAGAAAAAAUGGUUUUUAUUCAAGUAUUUAUCGUUUCAAUGAUUAAUACCUCAACAGGUAUAAUUUAUGCCUAUAAUUUGAAAAAUCCAGACAGUGGUUUUGUGCUUGUACUUGUUGCACAUUUUUGUUGGUAA
Meloidogyne enterolobii is the source of this 846-nucleotide messenger RNA. NCBI's taxonomy places the organism in Eukaryota, Metazoa, Nematoda, Chromadorea, Rhabditida, Meloidogynidae. The record is from the annotation of a GenBank genome assembly.